AUGGCUACCUUUCAUGAUUUUACUGCGAAAGCAGAUGGUUUUGGGUCGUCAUCGCUGACUUUUGCUUUACAGGCCUUGCUCCACCGUCAUGAAAGUUAUAUGGCUGAGGCCGAAGAGGACCGGCAUCGCUUGGUCACCAGCAUUGACGAUUUAGAGCGAGAAAAGAAACAAGUACAGGCUGAGAAUGCGCGCAUCAUUGAAGAGAAUCGCAAUCUACUAGAACAACUCGACACUCUCAAUAAAGCCGUCGCCGAGUCCGACGACCAUGUCAAGUCCCUCACUAUUACUCUGGAAAGCACCGAGUCGGAGUUGCGAAGGUUGACGGUCGCUGCGGCGCGCGCUGAAGACCUUGAGGCGCAACUAGCUCUCAUGGAGACCGAGCAGAUAGGCCUUCAGGAAAGUCUCACUUCGGCGCACGAAGAUGAGAAGUCAGCGGUUCAGCGGUGGAAGCAAGCAGAGUGUAGUCUGCGCGACCUUCAUGACCAAGUCGAUCGCAUCGAGAAAGAAGCGCGCGAGGAGAGCGAGCGGCAUACAGAGUUGGUCGAGCGCAUGGAACGGAAGAGGGCGGUUGAGCGCGAGCUAGAUAACGCAGCAGGCCGUCUCAAAGGCGCUGCCGCCGCCUCUGAACUAAAUCGCAAUGCUGGUGGGACCAAUGUGGUCUCACGCUUCGUCAAGGAUAUUCUACAAGAUAACGCCAACUUGCAAGUCGGGAUAAUGGAAUUGCGCGACAUGUUGCAAAGCUCAAAUGAAGAAGUACAGAGUCUUCGCGACCAAGUCAUGUCUCACCAACCGCUGGCCGGUAUCGAUGAGGAGAAUUUACAGCCAAGGUCUUCCACUACCUUGAGCGAGGAGCUGGAAGCAAAAGAAGAACGCCGUGUGUCUCAGGAACUUCAUAUCCAUCACCACUACCAUUCCCCGACCCAGCCUGCCAAGAAAGAGAAAGGUCCGCUCAACCGCCGUGUCAAGAAACGUCGCCCUGCUUUGGGAAGUCCCGUCGCGAUGCACUCCGCGGUGCGCUCCCAAUCGCCCCGAAGAGCCAUUCAUCGCUCGCAAUCGUCCGGUUCAUCCAUGUCCACAAUCCUGUCCCACACAUCUGUUUCCAUCCCACCGCAAUCUUCUCGCCGCUGGUCCUUACAAUCUUAUGCUCCGGAUUCAAUGGCAAGCUCUCCACAGUCCGGGUUCCAAACAUCAUCGAUAUUUGACCGGGUUGAACGUGGACCUGAAUUCUCCCAGCCUACCAGCCCCGACAGCACCGUGUUCUCAUCGCCAAUGAUGGGAGCGCGCAAUUGGAAAGGUCUUGACAUGCCUUUCCGUCCAAUGGGUGGAUUCGAUAGCGACGAUCCAUCUCAAUCCUUGCCCACUUACGACGAAGAGAUCUACAACCGAGAUUACGCCAAUCCCAGCGACAAAUUGAGACAGCCCGCCAUCCCAGAAGAAUCCGAGUCAUCGCCUUCUGUCGCAUACUUUGACACCUCUGCGCACAACCCAAUUCCAGCACCCGAAGAUGACAUCUUUGCAAUGCACCCACAAUCCCCAGCAUUGCGCAGGUCCUCGUCGCACGACAGUCUUCUCUCCGUAUCUGUUGCAGGAAUGGACAUCCACACGCCUAACAACCGCCACAUGCGCAUGGGUGAUUGGCAUCCCGGCAUGAUGAAGAUUCCCCAGCGCGUCCUCCCUCCCAGCGUCGAAUUAGUCUCAACACCCCCUAUAAUCUCCACCCCCUCCAUCCAAGUCGAUCGCGCCAAAAGCUCUACACACACAUCGCAGUCCUUGCUAGCUUCCAUGGCCGCAAGCAACAGCAAGUCCGACGCAGCAUCUAUCGUCUCCGCCGAUAGUGCCAGCACCGGAUCAACAGCCACAACCGGACCCCGCAAGGGUCCGACCCUGGGGCGCCGCGUCGGAGGCUGGGUCCUAGGUCGAUGGGGCAUGGCGCCUGCCUCCGACGAGACAACUGAUGCAACCGAACCGGCCGAAUCACCCAAUACCUCAGUCGCAUCUUCUCCUUCUGUCCCAGCUCCCGUUCCCAAAGUGGACCCAUUGGCUCUCCGCUUCAGAUACCCAGGCGUGAAUCAAAAGGGUCCGAUCAUGGGCCUCCGCCCUCCACCUCCCGCUCCAACCUCCCUUCAUCCCAAUGAUCUAGAUGAGAAUUUGUUGCGAGAGAGUCUAGCCGAGUAA
This is a messenger RNA of Penicillium brevicompactum, 2175 nucleotides long. RefSeq lists its product as uncharacterized. Lineage: Eukaryota; Fungi; Ascomycota; Eurotiomycetes; Eurotiales; Aspergillaceae. The transcript has a single exon. The coding region runs from base 1 to 2175 and encodes 724 amino acids. The record is from RefSeq and is a predicted model, not a curated record.